Messenger RNA from Mucor mucedo, 333 nucleotides. RefSeq lists its product as uncharacterized. The transcript has 2 exons. NCBI's taxonomy places the organism in Eukaryota, Fungi, Mucoromycota, Mucoromycetes, Mucorales, Mucoraceae. The record is from RefSeq and is a predicted model, not a curated record. The coding region runs from base 1 to 333 and encodes 110 amino acids.
AUGUCUUAUCCAUAUAUUUUAUCGUCUAAGAUCACUUCAGAAAUAUUCUUAAAUAAUAUCAUUGAAAAUAGAGUAAUAUUUUUGAAGAAAAAUUUUAAACAUUUUUUCCCAAAAUCACUUGUGUGUGGCUGUAUGGAUGAGGGUGAACUUCAAGCAUAUGAAGAAGGCUCGUUCGGAUCCAUGUCGGACGACUUGGAAGAUGAUUCUGCUGCAGAAGACGAACUAGAUUAUUAUGAAUCAGGAGAUAGAGAAUCUAGCUACGAUGAUGAAGAUACUCCAGUACCUACAACAGAACCAGUGGAGAUUUGCUUAUUGUACUCGGAUUCCGAGUAA